Molecule: messenger RNA, 1623 nt
Organism: Hyaena hyaena (striped hyena)
Lineage: Eukaryota; Metazoa; Chordata; Mammalia; Carnivora; Hyaenidae
Gene: DCAKD
Product: dephospho-CoA kinase domain containing
Exons: 6
Coding region: 177-800 (207 amino acids)
Biological process (GO): coenzyme A biosynthetic process
Molecular function (GO): dephospho-CoA kinase activity; ATP binding
Source: RefSeq, a predicted model, not a curated record
CCCGCCUGCCUGCCGGGAGCCACCCAGUAAGCGCCUCUGAGAUUGGGCGAGCGGCGGCGGCCCAGGCCGGGUCAGAGGGCUCGGGGCAGGCCGUCCCGCUGGCCAAGCGUGCCCUGCUCCGGUAAUUCCCCGCCUCCCGGCUCUGCAUUCUCGCUGGCCUCCUCUUUCCUGGGAAGAUGUUCCUGGUGGGCCUGACAGGGGGCAUCGCCUCAGGCAAGAGCUCGGUGAUCCAGGUAUUCCAGCAGCUGGGCUGUGCUGUGGUUGACGUUGACGUCAUCGCCCGGCAGGUCGUCCAGCCAGGAUACCCUGCCCACCGGCGCAUUGUGGAGGCUUUUGGCACUGAGGUCUUGCUGGAGAAUGGUAACAUCAAUCGCAAGGUCCUGGGGGACCUGAUCUUCAACCAGCCCGACCGGCGGCAUCUACUCAACACCAUCACGCACCCUGAGAUCCGCAAGGAAAUGAUGAAGGAGACCUUCAAGUACUUCCUCCGAGGAUACCGCUAUGUGAUUCUGGAUAUCCCCCUGCUGUUUGAGACCAAGAAGCUGCUCAAGUACAUGAAGCACACAGUGGUGGUGUACUGUGACCGGGACACACAGCUGGCACGGCUGAUGCGGCGGAACGGCCUGAACCGCGAGGACGCGGAGGCCCGGAUCAAGGCCCAGCUGCCCCUGAAGGACAAGCCGGCCGCUCCCAGCGCAGGAGGCCCCAGGCCUCCAUCCCCUCAGAGGCUGAAGCAGGUAACAAAGGCAUCCUGCUUCCUCUGGAGCCCUCAGCACGCACGCCCUCUGAAUCUGGGCUGAGCCCUGCACCGGCCCAACCCUUCUUUGGAGUGCAUCCCUUCUGAGGCAGAGAAACAGCCCUCUGUCAGUAGAUUCUCCUCCUCACCUUCCCUCGGGCCCCUCCCGCUGUACCGCCUACCGAAUGGAAUCCACGAUGGGCCAUGAAAGCAACCAUAGGAAACUGUGUAAAUUUCUUGGGGGUGCAGGUGAGAGGCACUCUGUCUGGGGCCAUCGGCACUGUUGAAGCUGGGAGGUUCCCUGGGGCCUGAGCCCUCUCCAAGCACACGCCCCAUCAUGACUUAAACCUGCUCCGCAGACCAGGGAAGUAGUUCUGGACCAAGGGCCGCCACCUUCAGACAGGAUUCUCCCUGAGGUUGAAGCCCUCGGCCAGAAUGCGGUGACGACUCCCUUGUGGGUAAUGCUAGGCCCCUCAUGGGAUGAUGCACUGCCCCAUCCUGGCAUUUCUCCAGCAUGCCCCCCCCCCAGGCUCACCAUCUGCCACCCGUCUGCCACCCACUCCGUGUAGUCCUCACGCACCAGGCUGUUUCUUGCCUCCGUGCCUUCUCUGUGCUGUUCCCUUACCUAAAAUACCUUUUGUUUCUCUGCAGCAGGAUGACUCCCAGCUCAAGCACCAUGUGAAGCCCCAGGCUGGGUCAGGGGCUCUGGGAGAGCCUGUAAAGUUUUUUUACUUUAAUCCACAGAAUCGUAAUCUGCCAAAAGCUGAUUGGUCUCUCCUACUAGACUGUAAGCCGUUAGAGGGUAGGGACUGCGUCUCAUUCAUCUCUGUGUUUCCGGCGCAGAGGCUGAAUUGCUAUGGGUGCUUAAUAAAGUGUGUUGAUCUGAA